AUGACCGUGUGUACAAGUUAUAUUCACAUCUUAGGCAUGGGCUCAUCUGCACCUAGCACCGGAAUCGUCGAUGCCUACACUCACUAUGCGCCACUAGCUUUGGCUAAAUACCUGCAAGAAGACUGCAACGACGGGAUGCCUUUGGUAUUUGCCAAGUUAUUCGAACGGAUUCCCCUGCUGACGGAUGUAUCGGCCAGGCUUGCUUUCAUGGACACUCAUAAGAUAGACGUCCACGUUCUUGUUCCUCUUCCUUGGCUGGAAGUCGUACCUGCCUGUCACACAAAUAAGGAGAGGUAUGUCUUGAAGGAAUCGGGGAAAUGAGCUCUAGAGGCAUGCAAACGUGCGAACAAUGAGAUGGCAGCUGUGGUCCAAUCUCAUUCGACCCGUUUCUUGGGUGUUGCCCUUCUACCUACCGGGCACUUGAAGGGGCCCGGAAAGGAGGACGAGGAGGAGGGCGCGAGCCAUGAAAAGGAUGGAAUGGAUAUUUUGAUGGAGGCGUAUAAACAUGCCGUAGAGACAUGCAGCCUAGACGGGGUCGCGCUGUUUGUGGGCCCUUUAUCCUCGCCACUCGACCACCCUGGCUUCGAAGCUCUAUGGAAAAGAUGUGAAGAAGACGGUGUUCCUGUGUGGCUGCAUCCCAAUAGACCUCAGAGUCAAAAUUUUGACGAUACAGAGGGUCUUGCUUUGCUGGACGACAUGAAAAAAUUCUACUGUGAUACCGCCACCUUCGGCUUGGCCCCGCUCAAUAUCCGGCAGGGGCUGCUCAAGACGUGAUGGACAAAAUUUGGGGUCAAAAUUUCUGGGUGAUGAUGGAAAAGCGUUUGGAGUUGAAGAAAGCACACAACAUGGAGGUAAAAGGAAAUGUCGAUACGAUAGACCACACGCGUGAAAAAGCAAGGGUUAGCGAUUCUUCUACAAGUUGAACGUAGUUUAUCUGCUUGGCUA
Nannochloropsis gaditana CCMP526 is the source of this 945-nucleotide messenger RNA. RefSeq lists its product as uncharacterized. The transcript is spliced from 6 exons. The record is from RefSeq and is a predicted model, not a curated record. Bases 355 to 774 code for a protein of 139 amino acids.